AUGCCCAUGGUCAAGUGUUGCCUGGGUGGCAAAGGACUGCCCCAUAAGCCUUGUAAUGGCAGGUUCUCUUCCUGCAACAGUCCCUCUAGCAGUGCCAAGGUCAAAGUGGAGACAACUGGUGUCUUAGCUGAGAUGUAUGGAAUAUUGGAGUUGUCCACUCACACAGUUUUCAAUCUGCAGCAUGAAUCAAAGAGUCAGCUGAAUCAUGAAGCACUUCUCCUUCUUGAUGUAGCAUGUGCACAAUGCAAAGUCUUUUGUGUGGAACAAGCUCUGGCCACAUGCAUCACCCACAAAUAUGAAUUGAUGGCCAAGUUGUACAAGUACAAGGCAGGCAGUGGUGAGGUGAGAGUCCAAAAAAAAGAUAUGGAGGUUGGCUCAUUACAUGUAGCAAUGAAAAAACAUGGACUGGGGGAGCCUAUUUUCAAUGUUAGUGUUCUGGCCAGUGAGCUGCAGCCAUCUCUCAAGUCUGAUGGCACAGUUAUUGAGCAUGCUGGUAGUCAAAUACUCACCAUUUGUCUAGACUAG
Molecule: messenger RNA, 525 nt
Organism: Pisolithus orientalis
Lineage: Eukaryota; Fungi; Basidiomycota; Agaricomycetes; Boletales; Pisolithaceae
Exons: 3
Coding region: 1-525 (174 amino acids)
Source: RefSeq, a predicted model, not a curated record